This is a messenger RNA of Erpetoichthys calabaricus (reedfish), 9696 nucleotides long. It is a transcript of the gene vcana, whose product is annotated as versican a. The transcript is spliced from 13 exons. Bases 1 to 9603 code for a protein of 3200 amino acids. Gene Ontology annotation, molecular function: hyaluronic acid binding; calcium ion binding. Gene Ontology annotation, biological process: cell adhesion. The record is from RefSeq and is a predicted model, not a curated record. NCBI's taxonomy places the organism in Eukaryota, Metazoa, Chordata, Cladistia, Polypteriformes, Polypteridae.
AUGUUCAAAACAGGAUACUUUCUUAAACAGACUCUUUUUUUCUCUUCAGUUGCUGUGGUUGAUGUCGAGAAAACUCCUCCUGUUAGUGGAAUUCUUUCAGGCAGAGUAGUGCUUCCAUGCUUCUUUUCAACGGUGCCCACAGCCUCUCCUAGUCCAAUCCCCAGUACCUCUGGUGAUCACCUGAGAAUUAAGUGGACCAAACUGGAGAAGGACAAGGAGACCACUGUACUUGUAGCUCAAAAUGGCGUGAUUAAAAUUGGUUUAGGCUACAAGAAUAGGGUGUCAGUGCCCAGCCAUCCAGAAGACAUUGGUGAUGCCUCGCUGACUGUUGUUAAGCUACGUGCAAGCGAUGCUGGAGUUUACCGCUGUGAGGUCAUGUAUGGAAUUGAAGACACCCAGGAAACUAUAUCUUUAGAUGUAUCUGGUGUUGUCUUUCAUUACCGGCCAAAGACCAAUAGAUACACUCUUACGUUUGAAGAGGCCAAGAAAACUUGUGAAGACGUUGGAGCUACAAUUGCUACUUCUGGGCAGCUGCGUGCAUCUUAUGAGGAUGGAUUUGAUCAAUGUGAUGCUGGCUGGAUUGCUGACCAAACUGUUAGGUAUCCUAUCACAAGACCUAGGCUGGGCUGUUAUGGAGACAAAAUGGGACGUCCUGGCAUCAGAACAUAUGGCAUACGAGACCCUAAGGAAACAUAUGAUGUCUACUGUUUUGCAGACAAACUUCAUGGGGAAGUGUUUUACAUACCUUUCAAGGUGACUCUUGAGGAAGCGAAGGCAGAGUGUGUAAAAAGGCAGGCGAUGCUGGCCAACCCUGGUCAACUCCAUGCAGCCUGGAGAAGUGGGCUUGAUCAGUGUGAUUACGGAUGGCUCACUGAUGGAAGUGCUCGAUAUCCCAUUGCGGUUGCCAGAACCCAGUGUGGUGGGGGUCUUCUUGGUGUCCGGACCCUUUAUCUACACAAGAAUCAGACUGGUUUUCCAGACCCAGCCACCAAUUUUGGUGCAUACUGUUUUAGAGGAAACUUUACAAGUAAGAAGGAAACUUCUGUUGAAGUAGUCAUUCAUGGUAUACCUUUGGAAAUGAAGCCUGGGAUAUUUCAAACAUUGAAACCCACAGAUUCAACCACAAAGACUCCAACUUUAAAAUCUACUUCUGGUAUGAUUGACCUUGAAACAGGAACCAAAAAAGAAUCUCAAGCUCCUUCUGGUUUGACAACAACUAUAUUACCAGCUGAAUCUUCCUAUGUCAAAGAAGAAGAAAUUCAAGGCAUUUCAACUGUAGCAACAGUUGAAACAGACGUAACACUCCAGCCAAUGGAAGUAGAAGCAGUGCCACGCAGCCAUGAUAAACCUACUGCAGAGGAGCUGGAUGAUAACAUAGACACAACAACUGAAUAUCCAUCAAUGUUCUCAACUAGUAUGGCCAGCCCUACUGCUGAUUUAGUAAAAGGUGGGGAAACUACUGAGAUGGAGACAAUUGCAGUUCUUCCUACAGAUGCAUCUGAGCAAGAAAACCCCCUGUCAAUAUCCAAUAAUGGUGGUGGUGGUCACGAUGAUGAACUGCUAAAUGCUACUGUUAGUAGAAUUACUACUUCUGAGUCUACAGGAAUGUCAGCUGGAAGUGACCAAAGCACAGAUAUUUAUGUUUCUCAUGGAAAUAUUUUGGAGUCAGAACCCAUUGAGAGUAGCAGAGGUGACACAUUUUAUAAACCGGAUGAGCAAACCACACUGACAAAAGAUUCAGCGGUGCAAUCUUAUACAGAUUUUUCUGAAUUUAAAGUUUUCCAUUCGCUUCCUACAACAACAUCCCCUUUAAAGACUAGCUCUGUGAAGGUAUAUACUAAAUUAGAUGUUGAAGAUGAUAGCAAUGAUGAUUUGCUAGAAAGCAGACCUAGUUAUUUACCUACUGUCAAAGAUGAUGAAACCAAAAUUGCAGCAGAAACAGUUUCACAGGCUACUCCCUCUUCAGAUGUUCACUCGGCUGCUGAUGCAAAGAUUUCAGACAUGACUACAUCUCUGCCGCAUUCACAAAUGCCACAUCAUGAAAUUGUCACUGAAAAAUCAGAAGUUGCUCCAACCAAAACUGAUUCCUCUGAUAUUCUGUCACCUCUGACUCUAAUAGAGGAUUUGCAUGUUAAAAAUGAAACCACAGAAACACCAAUGGAAGCUAAAAGUGAUAGCAAUUUUACAAAAAUAGUGCUUUCACCUGAGGUUGAUGGACCAUUAGAAGCUGCUAAGGACCAUCAGACUACAUUACAUGAGAGUACAAAGGUACCAGAAGAACAAACAUCCAAAGAUUCUGCAGCAUUAAUUUUUCCCACUUCAACUGUAACUACAAAAGCUGAAAAGGAAAUAUACACAGAGAGUUCUCAUUUCUCUGGUUUAUCUUCAGAUAUACCACCUACUCCACAAACCAUAUCAUCAGAAGACAAAGAAGCUGUAACAACUCAGAAAACUGAAGAAGAAGGAAGCACUAUGGAUGGAAAAGAUAUACCUAUGUCUGACAUAACCACAGUACUGAGCAUUAUAAAAACAACCUCUUUGCCUUUGGGGCAUGACCGUAAUACACACUCUGAUUCAACUUUAAGUCUAGACUUGGACACUUUAGACACAGUCAAACCUGAAUCUGAAGGCUCAGGUGUGGACGAAAAAGGUAUUACAUCAUCUGUUCUUAUUAUAGAUGUUCAUGGCACAACAACAUCUCCUUCACAAGUCACUCAAGAGAAAACAACAGAGAAAGAUCUGGUAAGCAAGUUAAUAUUAGAUGAAGAAGGAAGUGCUAUGUUUUCAACAAAAAAGUCAGAAUCAACAACAGUUGCACCUAGAACAAUACAAGCAACAUCAAAUGCAGGUAAGAACUUGAUUCUGCCAGCAGAUACUGAAGGUACUGUCGAACCAAAAGAAUCCACUCACUCUGUUGACGCUGAGAAUGCGGUGUAUUCAACAGUUUUGCAUAAAGAGCCAACAUCUGCUACCAGUUACCAAGAUACCCUAACUGAAGAAGGCAGCGCUACAGAAACUGCAGCUGUGCCAGACAGCAGUGAAAGUGUACAGCUAAUACCUACAAGUGAUACUAAAGAAGAGAUGUCAACUAAAGAGGGUUUUACUGUUGUAAAAACCAGUGAAAGACCACUAGUAAAAUAUGAAACAAGUACAUCAAGGUCCAGUUUGGAAACUUUCUUUACUGAGCCUUCUGGAACAAUUGUAACUUCUGCUACUGCCCUGCUUGAAGCAUCUCAGGACAGCAAAGACACUGAGAUUCCUGAGGGAUCAGCUAUGUAUGAGGAGACUGCUGAAGUACAAAAUACCACACUUUCUGAAGACAUACCUACAGAAAAACCAUCUGAACACACUUUGAGAGUUCUAAAACCCAGUGGGAGAUCACCAGCAGCAUAUGAAACAAGUACAUCAAGGUCCAGUUCUGGAACUUUAUUUACAAUGCCUCCCAGAACAAUUGUAACUUCUGCUUCUGCUCAGUUAGAAACAAGUCAGGUCAGCAAAGAGACUGAGAUUUCAGAGGGAUCAGCUAUGUAUGAAGAGGUCACAGAACUGCAAACUGCUACUCUUCCUAGAGAUCACUCUGAACAAACAGAAGCUGACCAACAGAAAAUGGACGAUGUGCUUGCAACAAGUAAAGUUUCUGUACUUUCUCAGAUUACCACAAUACUGUCUACAGGCAGUAAGGAACAUGGUGCUAUCACCUCUGACUAUCCAGUUGAGGCAACAAAAUCCAUUUUGCUUCCUGCACCCUCCGGUGUUCAUGGGGUAACAUCUGAAUCCCAAACAGAUACCAUUACAGUUACAAUUAAACCUGAAAAUCUACAAUAUACAACAGGGACUGACAUACUAGAUCCUGAAUCUGGUGUAGAAGCAGAACCGCCAAAUGAAGAAGGCUCAACUAUUUAUGAGGAUAUGACAGGCACAGGAACCAGUAUGGCAAGUGUUAUAUAUCCACCAACAUCUGCUCAAACAGAGGCAGACAAAGUGAUACUUCAAGAUGUGACAAGUAAGGAUCAGUCAAUAUAUAGUGAAACAACAGCUAUUUCCCCUUACACUAGUUUAGAAUUAGACAGCGGUUCUGAUAUGCAAGCUGUAACAGAUUCAUCUACCAUCAGAAAAACCACAGAUCAAGGACUAGGCAAACCCUCAGAAUUUACUGAAAAGUUUGAAACUAAAGAACAGCCUUCAGGCAUCCACACUAUUAGCGCAAAGCCAUUAAUCAGUCAUCCAACUGAUGAGACAGUUGUAUCAACCAAAGUAAUUAUGGAGCCUACAGCUAGCUCUGAAACAUAUGUGCAAACCACUUCCUCUAGAACAGAAGAAGCAGGAUCGACAAUGGAGCCAGAUGAAUGGCAUGAAGCAACUGUAAAAACUGAAAAACCCACACCUUGUACAGCAGGCACUGAAUGUAUAACUAGCCUUCCUCUUUCAGAAAUGACAAAACCCAGGGAGUCCUUUGAAGGAUCAGGAAUAGGUAUGGACAAUUUCCCUCCUGAAAAAUCGAGCCAGUCUCCCAAAAUACCCUUUGACUUUAGCACCACUGCCCCCGAAGUAGUAGAGAAAACAUCAUCAGUGAUGUCCACGUCAGCAUUCUUAUCAACAGACCACACUGACCUGAAAACUUCAGAAACAACUGAAAUGUUGGGAAUAUUGUCAAAAGAUGACAUUUUAGAAGAGGAAGGUUCUGCAAUCCUUGAAGCAUCUAAAACAACUCCACCUGUUUACAUAGCAUCUUCUGAAUUUAGUUCUACUGUUAAAACGGAACUCCAGGAAACGCCAGCAGGUAGUGUUGAUGAGCAGACCGAAAAAUUGGAAGGUGGCAUCACUGAAACUGAAGCAGGUGCACCUGUCAUAAAAGAUGACCUAGAAGGAUCCGCAGGUUCUGAAGAACCAAGCACACAUACAGAAGAGGAGUCAGCAUUAACAAAAGAAUCGGUGACACAAAAAGUUACAGAAGCAACAAAGAUACAAGGUCCCUCAAGCUCUGAAGUAACUACUUUCACAUCAAUGGAAACUCCUGCUAAACCCACCACUCAAAGCACACAUGCAGAAAAACCAGUUAUUGUAUAUAAGUUACCAACAACUGCUGCAAAAAAAUUUGAUAUGUCAACAUUAAAGCCAACUGAGGCUCUGUCGGUUUCUUCUAUGAUCGGUCUCCCUGAGGAAGGCAUUACAGACAAGAAACCAUUGCCUGAAAUGAGUCCAGUGACUGACUGGUCACCUGUUAGUUUUGAAACAGAAUCACAAGGAAGUGACACUACUAAAGAUAUUGUUAUCAUAGAUGAAUCCACAGGGGUGCCAGAGCCAUCUGGAGAAGACAUCACAGAUAAGGAUAUUACAACUGAAAUUGACGAUGAAUAUUUUACCACAGCAACAUCAAAGCCUUCUGUUGCUAAACCAACUGAGCCCUCGGAAGUGAGUAAAACAACAGUAGUUUCAGACAUUGGCACAGCACCAUCCAAAACCGAUUUACAUGUAAGUCUGGAGAAGCCAGUUAACCUGACCAAAGUGAAUGUGAUCGUUAUUACGAUAACAGGAAAAAAUGAAUCAGAUCAGUCAUUGCUGGAUACACUUGGAAAUCAACUUUUCUCUCCUGAGUUUCAGUUACCUGCUGUUUCAAGUGAGUCCAUUCCUGUGGAAGUUGCUGGUGAGCCUGUGCGAGAAGUAAGCAGACAACCUGAAUCCUAUUCUUCUCCUAUCACUCAGAUACCAGCCUUGAGUUUCAUAAAUGGAAAACAGCAGGUAACUCUUGAACCCGAUGACAAAGUGGAAAAAGAAGCAAAAGGGAAUUUAUUUGAAAGUGUGGCUCAUCCACUGACCCCUACAGAGAUACCUCCUGGAGAAACUGCUGCUUCUUCAGCAUCUUGGGAUAGUCAAACAACUUCAGAUCAAAAAGAAGAAUCUGGUGUACUGCUGGAAAGUGUGGGAACUGUAGAAUUAAAUACUACUGCUGAAUUUCCAGCCCCAGGCACACAUCCUCAAUAUAUUGAAUAUUUUACUAGGGAGCCUGGUUCUGGAGAUGAGUAUUUCCCUACAGUGGAAACAGUAACAAAGGGCCAGCUUAUUUCAUCUGACAUCUUUGGAACAGCAAUAUCUGAGGCUCCUAUUACUUCUCAGCCUAUUCUGAAUGAUUACAAAAUAUCUAUUUUUCCAUCGCAGAAGGACUCACACCUGGUAGAUCAGACAAGCUCUGUGGAAUCUCCAUUGUCAAAGGAAAUUGAGACAACACCUGUUCUGCUUCCAGAGGGAGGGGAAAGCUCUGGGAUGCAGGAGAUUAGGGAAGUCACAGAAACUACUUCUCCUUCAAAAAGCAGUGUCAUAGAUGUAACACCCAAAUAUCAAGAUUCAGAAGCUGCAGUGGAUUUACAGCCUGGCUCUGAGGGAGCAGAUUACACAGUUUCAGAAGAAUUACCUUUCUUAUCUUCCACCAUAUCACCUAGUAAGAGUACUUUUCCUGAUCCUAUAGAAAAAUCUGAAGAACAACCUGAUGAUAAGACAGAAGAAACUGUUGAAAGUUUACCCCCUUUGAAAGAAAGUGAAGAGGGUUCCGGAGAAGAAAUACUUAUUGAUGACACUACUUUGACUCCUACUCAGCCUUCUUUGAGUACAAUAAAGUCUGUUACUUUACAUGCUCAACCAGAUUCUCACUCCGGCGAGACUGAAUCUACUGUUGCACUAGAAUCUAAGACUGCCUUAGAUGCACAUGAUCCUCAAGCUGUACAUGAAGAGGAGGUCCAUUCUGUGCAAACUGCAGUAGCAGGUCCUGGAGAAACAGACAUUACAUCAUUGUCAACUGAAGGCACUCUAAAACCUGCCGUCCAGGAAGGAAGUGUAACAAGUCAAAUAUAUGGAUUUGAAUUUCCUGCUCUUGUAUCAACAAUUUCCUCACCUGAAGAAGAAAGUUCUGGUCAUUUGACAGAUACCACUUUAAGAUCUAUAAUGACAGCAAGUUCUUCACUGGAUAAAACACCACAACCUGUAUCUGUAAGCAAAGAAGAGGAACAAAGCCAGGCAGAUCUAACAUCUAUAGAACCAGUUAGUUCUGGGGAAGAGCCAACUGAAGCAGUAUUGCAUAAAUUGUAUACUACAACACUACCAAGCAGUGCUGAUGCGGUAAAGGAAGAGGAAAUAGGGGCAUUUACAACUGCCACAGUAGCCAUUCAGAAAGAGGCUGAUUCCACUGAAACCUCUGAAGUUAGCAUGGAAUCAACUAGCACAAGCAGAGUUGUGAUACGUGAACAUGGAUCUGAUGAAACUGAAAAGAUUAGUGGACUUGAUAAAGCAACUGAAACAAAUAUUGAUAGCCUGCAGCCAUCAUCACAACUUCCAUCACAUAGCCAAGAGGACUUGACUACUGUAGAAUCCUCAACAACCAAGAUGUCUUCAAUAGCCAUUUUUACCGAAGAAGAAAAGGAUGAAGAUAGACUAUUUUCCCCUACACCAAUUAGUUCUGAAGAAAAAGACACCAGCACGGUUAACUCCAAAAUAGGUGAUGAGGAUAUAAUUGAUGCUGAUAUUGUUGAAACAAAAAUUCCUGCUGUUGAAUCCUUUCCACCUACAAUACUUACACAAGAAGCUGGAGGUAUGAUACCAGCAGCCAUUACACCCAGAACAAUAAAUGUAGAGGAUAUAGAAGGAUCAAGUGACGAUGUUUUGACAACCAUUACCAUUAAUAUAGAAUCAACAGUUAAGUAUGAAACUACUAAACCAUAUACAGCAACAGUAUAUGAAAGUAAAACAAGUUCUCAGGAUGAAACAUUACAACAUAUGCCAUCGAGAGACCGGGAUCCUGCAGGAAAUCUGGAAGAAACUGAAAGUGAAAUUUCAGAUGUUACAUCUACCACCACUCUUCCCAUAUUACAUGUUAAGGAGACUACUCAGUUUUCAGAGUUGUAUAUACCACAGUCUGAAUCUGUGUUUGAAGAAGCAGUUUCAACAGUACACGUAACUCUCAAACCACCAACAGAUGAUCACCUAGUUCAUACAAUCUCUCCAUCUGUUGAACCUACACCAAGCAUUACAUCCAUCAGUAUAGAAAGUAAGGUUAAUGAUUCUGAUCCUUUGGACAACAAUCUUCAAAUUUCAACAAGGCCUCAAGAUAUUUCCACAAGGAAGGAAGUUUUAGACAGUAUCCUUGACUCAGUAACAGACUCCCCAACAUCUAUGAAAGUAACAGUAUCAGAACAGUUCCAUGGACCGCUGUUUAGAAUAACACAACUGCCUGAAUCUGUUGACACAUUCAGAACACAGUCAGUGGUUGAGAGCACUCCUGUCUUAUAUGUUGACAUUGAAAAAUCAGAUGGUCUUUUACUUUCACCAUCAACUUUACCUGUUGAUUCUGUCGAAGCUACUACCACACAAGUUUCAAGUUCACCUGAUGGUGGAUUUGUUAAAUCUGAAGACAUUUUACCUAGUUUUACUCCAUCUAUGGAAUCUCAGCCCACUGGAGAGGAGGAAGUUGAGGGUAUUCAUAAACCAGCUGAAAAGGAAACUUUUGGUGAAGGCACAACAACAGAAUCCCCUUAUGAUGAAAAAAUGCUAAAGAGCACCAUGCCAGAUGAACUGGAACCCUCAUCUCCAGAGGAAGAGAAAGAGGAUGAAGUUACAGAUUCGAUUGUUGUCACUACAGAAUCUUAUGCUGACAGAGAAUCAUCAGUUCAUGGUCAUAUGAUACGUAUUCCAGGACAAGAGGCCUGUCAAGAAAAUAAAUGUCUCAAUGGAGGGUCUUGUUAUUCAAGAGGAAUUUCCUAUAUCUGCACAUGUCCUCCGGGCUACAGUGGGGAACACUGUGAAAUUGAUAUUGAUGAAUGCCAUUCCAACCCCUGCCGAAACGGAGCUACUUGCAUUGACAGCAUUAAUUCUUUUACAUGCUUGUGCCUGCCAAGCUAUGGAGGUGGUCUCUGUGAACAAGAUACAGAAACCUGUGACUAUGGAUGGCACAAAUUCCAAGGGCACUGUUACAAAUACUUUGCUCAUCGCCGAACAUGGGACGCCGCCGAAAGAGAGUGCCGAUUGCAGGGAGCUCACCUGACCAGCAUCGUCUCUCACGAAGAGCAACUUUUUGUUAAUCGUUUGGGCCACGACUACCAAUGGAUAGGACUGAAUGAUAAAAUGUUUGAACAUGACUUCCGAUGGACUGAUGGAAAAGCUAUGCAAUAUGAAAACUGGAGACCAAACCAACCUGACAGCUUUUUCUCUUCUGGGGAGGACUGUGUUGUCAUGAUCUGGCAUGAAAAUGGCCAGUGGAACGAUGUGCCCUGCAAUUAUCAUCUCACCUAUACCUGCAAAAAGGGAACAGUUGCCUGUGGUCAGCCUCCUGUUGUGAAAAAUGCAAGAACAUUUGGAAAGAUGCGAUCCCGCUAUGAAAUCAAUUCUUUGGUUAGAUAUCAUUGCAAACAUGGAUUUAUUCAGAGGCACAUUCCAACGAUCAGAUGUAAAGGAGAUGGAAGAUGGGAUGAACCAAAAAUAUCCUGCGUAGCUCCAUCCACCUAUCAAAAGAGUUACACAAAGAGCUACUAUACUAGCAAUCACGUAACAAACGGUGAAAACAGUUCUCCAAAUCAUGAACACCGCUGGAUUGUGAGAAGAGACGGAAGCAGGCACUGACCCUUUCCUUCAGAAGAACAUCCUAAUGCAGAGCCAGCCAAAGUCCUACCAGUGCCUUUAUACAGCAUAAAAGGAAAUUAAAAAAAACAAAAA